Molecule: messenger RNA, 1962 nt
Organism: Oncorhynchus gorbuscha (pink salmon)
Lineage: Eukaryota; Metazoa; Chordata; Actinopteri; Salmoniformes; Salmonidae
Product: mucin-17-like
Exons: 3
Coding region: 1-1962 (653 amino acids)
Molecular function (GO): peptidoglycan binding
Source: RefSeq, a predicted model, not a curated record
AUGCCAGUACACACCAGUACACACCAGUACGCACCAGUACACACCAGUACACACCAGUACACGCCAGUACACACCAGUACACACCAGUACACACCAGUACACACCAGUACGCACCAGUACACACCAGUACGCACCAGUACACACCAGUACGCACCAGUACGCACCAGUACACACCAGUAUGCACCAGUACACACCAGUACACACCGGUACACACCAGUACACACCAGUACGCACCAGUACGCACCAGUACACACCAGUAUGCACCAGUACACACCAGUACACACCGGUACACACCAGUACACACCGGUACACACAGGUACGCACCAGUACACGCCAGUACACACCAGUACGCACCAGUACACACCAGUACACACCAGUAUGCACCAGUACACACCAGUAUGCACCAGUACACACCAGUACACACCAGUACACACCAGUAUGCACCAGUACACACCAGUACACACCAGUACACACCAGUACGCACCAGUACACACCAGUAUGCACCAGUACACACCAGUAUGCACCAGUACACACCAGUACACACCAGUACGCACCAGUACGCACCAGUACGUACCAGUACACACCAGUAUGCACCAGUACACACCAGUACACACCGGUACACACCAGUACACACCAGUACGCACCAGUACGCACCAGUACACACCAGUAUGCACCAGUACACACCAGUACACACCGGUACACACCAGUACACACCGGUACACACAGGUACGCACCAGUACACGCCAGUACACACCAGUACGCACCAGUACACACCAGUACACACCAGUAUGCACCAGUACACACCAGUAUGCACCAGUACACACCAGUACACACCAGUACACACCAGUAUGCACCAGUACACACCAGUACACACCAGUACGCACCAGUACACACCAGUAUGCACCAGUACACACCAGUAUGCACCAGUACACACCAGUACACACCAGUACGCACCAGUACGUAUCAGUACGCUCCAGUACACGCCAGUACACGCCAGUACGCGCCAGUACGCACCAGUACGCACCAGUACGCACCAGUACACACCAGUACGCACAUGUACGCACCAGUACACACCAGUACACACAGCCUCCCCGGUUCAAGCCCCGGGCACCAGGCCCCGGGCACCACCAGGCCCCGGGCACCAGGCCCCGGGCACCAGGCCCCGGGCACCAGGCCCCGGGUACCAGGCCCCGGGCACCAGGCCCCGGGCACCAGGCCCCGGGCACCAGAGGCCCCAUGCAUCCCUUUUGCUCGCAGUACAAGGCCCAGGCUCGCAGUACAAGGCCCAGGCUCGCAGUACAAGGCCCAGACUCGCAGUACAAGGCCCAGGCUCGCAGUACAAGGCCCAGGCUCGCAGUACAAGGCCCAGACUCGCAGUACAAGGCCCAGGCUCGCAGUACAAGGCCCAGGCUCGCAGUACAAGGCCCAGGCUUUCAGUACAAGGCCCAGGCUCGCAGUACAAGGCCCAGGCUUUCAGUACAAGGCCCAGGCUCGCAGUACAAGGCCCAGGCUCGCAGUACAAGGCCCAGGCUCGCAGUACAAGGCCCAGGCUCGCAGUACAAGGCCCAGGCUCGCAGUACAAGGCCCAGGCUUUCAGUACAAGGCCCAGGCUCGCAGUACAAGGCCCAGGCUUUCAGUACAAGGCCCAGGCUCGCAGUACAAGGCCCAGGCUUUCAGUACAAGGCCCAGGCUCGCAGUACAAGGCCCAGGCUUUCAGUACAAGGCCCAGGCUCGCAGUACAAGGCCCAGGCUUUCAGUACAAGGCCCAGGCUCGCAGUACAAGGCCCAGGCUUUCAGUACAAGGCCCAGGCUCGCAGUACAAGGCCCAGGCUCGCAGUACAAGGCCCAGGCUCGCAGUACAAGGCCCAGGCUCGCAGUACAAGGCCCAGGCUCGCAGUACAAGGCCCAGGCUUUCAGUACAAGGCCCAGGCUCGCAGUACAAGGCCCAGGCUGGUGAAAUAG